This is a messenger RNA of Plasmodium vinckei vinckei, 12444 nucleotides long. RefSeq names its product conserved Plasmodium protein, unknown function. Lineage: Eukaryota; Apicomplexa; Aconoidasida; Haemosporida; Plasmodiidae. The coding region runs from base 1 to 12444 and encodes 4147 amino acids. The transcript has a single exon. The record is from RefSeq and is a predicted model, not a curated record.
AUGAGUACUGUCGAAGACAAAAUGGAUAUUAACAAAAACAAUGUGGACUUAUGUAAGUAUUAUAAGAAUAAUAGUACUAAUAAUAAUAAUGCUUUAAAAUAUGAUGAUUAUUUUUUUAGAGAUUUUAAAAAAAUAUUUUUAAAUUAUUGUAUUAAAGAGGAUAAUUAUUGUAAAAUAUUACUUAAUGAUGAAAGUAACUUACAAUAUGUUAAAUGGAUGAUCGAUUUAAUGAAUUUCGAUAAAUAUAAAAAAGAAAUAUCACUUCAAGUUUUAUUGGACAUUCAAAAGAUAUGUAACAGCAUAUGCUUAUUUUUUGUUAAAAUAUAUAUUCAUAUUUAUAUAUAUUUAUAUGCUUUAUGCAGAUUAUAUUUAUCUGCAUUUUGUAUUAUAUUAAAAUAUCUCAUUAAAAAAUAUAAAUACAUAAUUUUAAAUAAAAUAGAGGAUAUAAAUAAAAUUAAAAAAUUAUCAAAUAUAAAGAAGGUAAAGGACAUUGCCAAAAAUACGUCCAAUGGAAUAUUAAUUCAUGUAACAAAAUGCUCUUACUAUGAUUGGUAUAAAAUCGAGACUAGCAAUCAAUUCAAACAAAAUGGAAAAACACACUAUUACAGUAGUAUAAUAUAUCCAAAUCUGUAUACAGGAACACGUUUGAGUCCUACAAAUAAUUCUUAUUUUGUUUUAAAUAAAAAUAUUGAUAUUAAAAAUGAUAGCAAAAGAGUGUUAAUAUUAUUAAUGAGCCAUAUGAUGAAUUAUUGCCAAAUCGACUAUAUUGAGAAUGUUUAUGUAAUUAAUGAAAUUAACAAUAAAAACUAUUUUAAUAAAUAUGAACAAAUUAUUAAUAAUAAAAGGAAUAGUACAAUAAUAAUUAUGUCCAUAUCUAAGACAAAUAGAAAUUGGAUAAUAGUAGCUUAUAAUAUUAAUAAAAAGAAUUAUGUAUGUGUAAAAAAUAUUUGUGAAUUUAUAGAAAAACAAAAAAGAUGUUAUAAUACGCCAUCAGAUUAUAAAAUUAUGCAAGAGAAAACAUAUAUCAAUGAUAAUAAUAAAAAUGUUAACUUUAGUAAUAUUAAAUACUAUUUAAAGCUUGAUACAAAAAUUAAAAAAGAAAAAAAAAUCAAAAAUUCAAUUUUUGAUUUUAGGGAAAAUGAAAACCAAAGUAGUUAUGUUAUUUAUAAGAUUCCUAAUAAUUUAUAUAAAAAAAGUGAAAUCUCAAAAAUGUAUAAUAUACAAUGUAAUAUACUUUAUGUUUAUUAUUUUUUUGUCUCGUGCCAAAAAAAUAUAGUUAGUGAAAUAUUAUAUUAUUCCUCUUGUAAAAACUUAACAAAAGGAAUUUAUUAUGAAGAUUUUCAUUUUCUAUUUUUUCUUAUUAAAAAAUUGUGUAAUUUCAGAAAACCUUUGUUGAUUAUAUGCUUAAAUAAUUUUGAAGUAAUAAACCUUUUUAUUUCAGAUUCUAUUAAUGUUAUAUACUGUUGCCAAGCAUUUAUAAAAAAAUAUAUUCUGUCAAAAAAAUAUGAUAUUAUAAGUAAAAGAGAUGUAAUGAUUACAUAUUAUUAUAUACAUUUUAAUUUGUCAAAGGAACGAGAUAUUUAUUAUACACAAAUAAAUCACAUUUUACUAAGUAUGUUAAAUGGAUGGAUCAGUAAAAAAUGUGUUAUAAAAAUUUGCGCUGAAGGUUAUAUGAAAAUAUGUGCAGAGUGCUACAUCAUAAUAACUCUUUUGAAGUUUUAUGCAAAGUAUUUUUGCACAUUUAUAAAUAGUAAUUUUUAUUUUUCCGGUUUGUUAAAUUGCAAUUUUAAUUUUAUAAAUAUCUCUAAUGAUGAUAAUAUUAAUGAUAUUGUGAAUAAUAGUGACAAUAAUAAUAGCAUAAAUUUUCAUCGUUCUACAAAUUAUUCCAAAUCGAUUUUAAGAAAAAAACGAGGAAAAAAUAGACACCUGCACAAUUUACAAAAAUAUGUAUAUUUUAUAAUUUUUUACAAUAUUAUGUUAAAUGUGAAGAAUAAACCUAUUAAAAAAAUAAAUAUGUUAUUUUCAGAAAAAGACUCAUUAUAUAUUAUAAAAAAGUUAAAUAAUUAUGUGAAAAAAAAAAAUAUAUUUAUAUUAUAUUAUAUAUAUAAUAAUAUUGAUAUAUUUUUUAUAAGAGUUAAUUUCAAGUCAAAUAUACGAAGAAAUAUAUUUUUUAAAAUAAUAAUAAAAUAUAUUAAAAAUGUUGAAAAAUUAAAAAGAUAUGGUGAAAUUUGUUUUUUUAGUAAAAUUAUAAAUCUUAAAUUUAUUCAACAAAAGAAGGCCAUAAACACCUUUUUUUCCAUAUCAAAAAAAUGCUAUAAAUUUAAAUAUUACAGUAAUUUAACUAAAAAAAAGUAUAUAUAUAUAUAUUUUUUUUUGAUGUUAAAAUGUAAUGAAAAAUUAUAUUCAGAAUAUAAAAGCAUGAAUAUAAUACGUAAUGAAUUUAAAGAAGAAAAAUAUAUAGAAAAUAGUGAACAUUUUUUUAGUAACAUAUUUAUGAAAACAUGUGUUAAACAGUGUAAUAAUAAAGAAAACAAUGACGCUACCACGAAAAAGAGUGGAGCAGAUAAAAGAAACACAAAGGAUAGUAAUGAUACCGAAACGGGAAGUAAUGGAAAUAACGAUCAUAGUGGGAAUGAUGGUGAUAAUGGAAAUAACAGCGGUAAAGAUAAAAAUAGCAACAGCAACGGUGAUAAUAAUGGUGAUAAAAAAAAUGAUGAUAAAGACAAAAAAAACAAUAGAAGCAAUAAGGAUCAGGAUAAAGAGCGUAAAAAAAAAAACGAUGUGAAAAAGGGAGCACAAAAAAAUAAUGCUGGUAAUACUGAUAAAGACGGAACCAACAAAGCCAAUGACAGUAAUGACAAUAAAAAUAACGAAAAUGAUGAACAUAAAGAGGACAAAGAAAAUAACGAUAAUAAAGAAAAUAAAGAGGACAAAGAAAAUGACGAGAAUAAAGAAGAUAAAGAAAAUAAAGAGAAAAAGGAAACCAACGGGAACCUUGAAAAUCCUUGUAAAAAAAGAAAGGGCGAAAAGGGGGUAACAAGAAAUAGGAGCAAAGGGAAAAAUCUAAACGACAACCCUGCAAAUAAAACAGAUGAAGCAUGCUCAAUUAAUGUUGAUUCGCCGCUAUUAAAUGUUGAAAAAAAGGAUCCUGUGAAAAGACGAAAGGAAAAUAAAAUAGAUAGAAAAAAUUAUAAUCAGGAAAAAAAUGAAAAAUACUCAUUAAAUAUGCUUAUUGCUGAAAAUGCACAUAAAAUUAUAAAAAAUGGAAGAGUAUAUAAACAAUAUGAACCUUGUCAUCAUCAUCAAACACAUAACAAUUUCAUGCUAAAAGAAUUGUUGUGGAUGAGUAUUGAUUUUUAUGAAGAAAAAAGGUGGAAAAAAAACGUAUCAAAAAGAUUUAGUUAUCUUACAAAUACAAAUUUUUCUGAAAAACAAAAAAAUGAUAAACAUUUUAUAUCUUCUCAAAUAUCAAACGAUAUAAAAAUGUUUUGGUUUUUUGUAUUAAAUGAAAUAAGGCCUGAUUUAGUUCCAAUAGAUUUAGAUCAUAAAGUUAAAAAUAAAAAUGGUAUAAAAAAGGACCUUUUUCGUAUUAUUAAAAAAAAUAUGGAGUCUGAAGAGUGUAAUUUUAAAAAUAUAACAAACUGCAUCAAUUUAAAUACUAACCAGGACGAACUAAAUAGUGAACAGUUCGGAAUUGUUAGUAAAGGGGAACGAAAAAACGACGAAAACGGUAAAAAAGAUGAAGAUAAAAAUGAAAAUAACAACCAAUUUGUAAAUUCUGAAAACGAAGAUACAACGCCCCAAAAAACGAAUUCUGGUAUAUUCAACAGAAUAUUUUCUUUGGGGAUAUUAAAUAAAAAAAAUAUGACUCCCAGUCAAACAACACCAAAAAAUGAUAGUAAUUCAAAUGAUUUAAACCUUUUGCCAAAGGGUGACAAUAAUAUAUUUGACGAAGAUUGUCAAAACUUUGGCAGUAAUGGUAAUAAUGAAUUUGAAUACGGAUUAAAAUCUUAUGAAGAAUGCUUAGCAAAAUUAGAGAAUAAUGUGAAUCAGCAAAUGCUGAAUAAGUAUGAAUAUAAUAGUGAAAUUUGGUGUAAUAAUUCAAAAGAUUGUAAUAAAAUAAAUGAAAUCAGUUAUAAAAAUACAUUUUAUUACAAUGAAGAAUAUAGUGAUUACUAUGACAAUAAUAAUGAUAUAAAAUAUAAUGAAGGAUAUAAUGGUGCAUAUAAUAAUUAUAGAUAUUAUAAUAAUCAUUUGGGAAAUAAUAGUUAUUGUAACGAUUGUAAUUAUCUCGAUUUAAGUGAUCGAUUAUACAUUUAUUGCUUGCUUUUUAUGAGUAUUUCUCUAAUUGAAAUUAAAGAAAAUAUAUUUCAUAACAUUGAUAAUAUUUUAAAUGAAGAUAAAGUAACAAUAUUAGACGAGGAAGAUAAUACAGAUAUUUCGAAGGCAGCAUAUUCAAAAGCAUACCCCAAAGAUAGUUUGGCAAAUGAAGAACAACAUACUAUAGCAGGGGAAGAUAAUGCCAAAAAUGGAGAUAUCGAUCAAAGUAAUAAUAAUGAUAAAAAUAAUAAUUACAUGUGUAAUGAAGGAAUGGAAAAACAUGAAGACAAUAUUAAUUGGGAUGGAAAAGAUAAAAUGAGUAUUGAAUGCAAAGAAAAGGAGAAUAAUGCUAAUGAGGGUAAUGAUGGAAAUGGUGAAAAUAUUAAUCAGUCAUGUGAAGUCGUAGAAAAAAUAAAUGAAAAUAAAAUUUUAAAAAUGAUAAAAAAAGAAAGCAAACUCAGCAUAGAACGUUAUAGUGAUAAGGCAUAUAAAGAAUAUAAAAUUAAUCAAAAUGAAUAUCAUAAAAACGAUAAUAUUUAUGAUAAUGCAAAUGAUGAAGAUUAUAAAUCGAAUAUAAAUUAUAGCAAUAAUAAGAGUAACAAUAUGUUACCAUUUAUACCCGCGCUAAGUAAUAUGGAUGUAAAAGAAUUAAUAGUAAUUCCGUAUUCAUUACCACAUGAUAAGAUAAUGAAUAAAGAAACAAAAUAUAGUUUAGAAUCAGAAAAAAAAAUGUAUGAAUGGAUUAAUGAAAUAAAAGAAAGAAAUUUAAAUAUAUAUAUGAACAAUAUGGAAUCAUAUGGAGGUAAAUCUUAUCCUUUUGAAUUUCAUAAUAUAGAUAAUUAUUAUAAUGAUAUUAAUUUACCAUUGACAAAAUUAACUGAAUAUGAUGAAUAUACAUUUUUCUUGUAUUUAUUCUAUAUAAAAAAUUCGCCAUAUAUAUUAAAAAAACAAAUCCAAAAAGAUAAAAAAAAACGGAAACGUGAUUUAUCCGAUAUUACCCCACCAAAAAAAAGAGCUACUAGACGUAAGCUAAACAAAGAAACCGGUGAAAAAGAAAUUGAAAUAGCCCGAGAAUCUGAAAAGGUUUCAAAUAUUACAGAAGAAGUUGAUUCAAAGGGAAUAUCCGAAAUAAAUUUAUUACAAACAAAUAAUAAUUCAAUACUAAUAAAGAGGGAAGAAAAUAAAAACAUUUAUAAUAAUAAAUUAACUAAUAAAAAUGUAGGUGAAAUCAAAAAAGAAGAAUCUCAAUUUUCUAAAGAUCAUACUGAAAAGGAAAUAAAAUUAUGGAAAGAAAGAAAACUAGAAUGGACACAUGAUGAAAUUAAUUUUCUAUUAAUUUUGGCAAAUACUUAUAUAAAUUAUAUAAAUAUCGACACGAUACCACAGUUAAUGGAUAAUAAAGGGGCACAUAUUAUUACUAACAGUAAUAAUAAUCAGAAUAAAUUUGAUAAUGCGGAAAAUAAUAAUAUAACAAUAAAGAACAAUAUUGAAGUGGCAUGCUCAACGGCCGCGAUAGAAACCGUUCAAAAAGAAAAUAAACCCUUAACUAAUGAAAAUGAUGCAAAUAAAUUAAGCAACAUCAGCACUGAAACACAAAGUGAAUCCAAACCAGACAACUUGGAAAAUUCGCAAAACAUUAAAAUGAAUAAUUUGAAUUAUUCUAUUUUAUCUACCGAAGGAAAUUUGGAUAAUACAAAUAUGUCAACUCCCCAUUUUAAAAAAAAUAAUGAGAGUGAUAAAACGAUUGACGAUGUAAAUUAUGUUUAUUAUAUUAAUUGGAAAAUAAUAUCAUUGGCAUUAACAUCAUAUAAUAAAAUAAAUAACAUUUGUGAAAUAACAAAAAGUGCUGAAGAAUGCCGAGAUAAGUUUUUAUCUUUGACAAAAGAUAAUAAAUAUAAAAAUUAUAAUAUAUAUAAUUUACACGAAAAUAAUUAUAUUAAUUCAAAAAAUAAUAUAGAUAUCAAAAAAGGUUCAAGAAAAUUAAAAUUUUUAUCCAUAUUCUCAACUACACGAACUAACACGUUGAUCGAAGCUUUUAAUAAAUAUAUGAAUAAAAAAAUUGAAAAAUACAAAUUAAGAAAAAUGACUCGUAUCGAAAAAAAAAUGGAACAUGAGCAAGAAGUUCUAAGGAGUAAAGAUGAAACAUUAAAUGGAGAUAAAUCAACUGAUCAAACGAAUUAUAUAAUAAAGACUACCGAUUUAGGAAAUGGUAUGUACUGUGAUGAAAGUGAGCAAAAUGAACUAUCGAAUAAUACAUUAACAGAAGAAAUGACGCAAUCAAAUUAUAAACAAACUAGUAUUUCGAGCAAUAAUAGUAGUAAAAAUGAUAGUAUGAGGAGUAAUAUGCAAAAUGAAAUUUCUGAAACAUUAAAGGAUGGGUCCUUUUUUAAUGAUAUAAGUUUAGAUACAAGUAUGAAUAAAAAAGAAGAUUUUAUAAAUAAUUUAUUCAAAGAUAUUUCUGUGAAUAAUUAUGAAACAUCUGAAGACGAUGCAGAAUGCGGUGAGGAUAGUUUUUUUAGUUAUAGUGAUGUUGGUUAUUGUUCAUCUGGGGAAUUAGGUAAUAAUAAAUCGCCCAUAAAAUUGGAAAAUAUGACAAAUAUACUAGAUAAUUUAGACAAUGUGGAAAAAGUCAAAAUUGAAAAUAAAAAUCUUAAAGUAAAAAAAGAAAUGCAUGACGAUAUUACAGAAGGAAGAAACGAAAAUAAUGAUAAUGGUGAGUUUUUGGAUGGAGACGAGAAAAAAAUAUAUAAUAAUACAAAUGAUGGUGAAAUUGAAAACAAUAUAAAUGAUAAUAAACCUAAUUGUUUCUUAGAAGUUACAAAUGACUCAAAGACUAAUAUAAAGAAAGAUUCAGGAAUUGCAUCAAAUAAAAUAGCUGAUAAUUAUGAUGAUAUGGAAAUGCAAACUACCGAAAGUGACAAUUAUCAUGCAAACAGUAAUAAAAUGGUUAAUGGCGUAAAAUCUGAAAUAUAUAAAAAUGAUAUACAUCCAAAUAAUUCUGAAAGUAAUAAUAGAUGUGAAAAUAGUUCUUAUAAAAGUUGGAAAUAUUCAUCCAAUUUCACAGGCUCAGUGACCGAAUUAAUUUGUUACGACAAAAUAAAAAAGCUUUUGAAUGCUAUAUGUAAGAAUAAAAAGAAUGUGAACGAGUUUAUAUCAUUACUAAAAAAUGAGUAUAUUAUAAAAAAUCCAUAUUUUUUAAAAGUAAUACAAGUUUUUAUAAAUAAUGUUAAACCAGUUAUUGGCUAUUAUGACAACAUGAUAGAUACAGUAAAUGGGAAAUAUGAAUACAUAUAUUCGAAUAAAGAAUAUUUAAAAGAUUUGUGUAAAAAUAAAAUAGAUAAAGAAUUUGUUAAAUUUAUAAGAAAAAUAAUAGAGCAUGAUAAAAAACAAAAAAAUAAAUAUAUUGAAAAAAUUGCCAAAACAAUUCCAUAUCAAAACAAUGUUAACUCUAAUGAAUUAAUUAUACAUUCUCCUGGUAAUUCAUAUAAUACUGUUAAGAAUUUAUCAACAAAAAUUAUUAAUUAUGUUCCAUAUGUGGAUGAUAAAAAAAAAGGAAACAUUAAACAAAUGAGCAAACGAUUCAAUAGUAAAAAUUUAGUAUCACAAAUAUUAUUAGCUGAUUAUAUUGUAGAUAAAUUAAAAACUUUUCCGAUUAAUGAUUCAACAUCUACUUAUAAUAAUAAAACUGUUGACGAGUUAAUAUCAGAAUUUCACUUAAAGGCAUAUACAGAAUAUAUUAAUGAUAAUUUUAACGAAAACAAUUAUGUAUCUAAAUUAGAAAAAUCAUAUAUCGAUGACCCUUCGACAGAAAUAAAUGAUGAAUCGUCCAUUAAUACAAAUUUAAUUGGCAAAAAUAAAAAUGUAUCGGAUGCUACGAAAAAUAAUGAAAAUGAAUUAGAAGGAAAAUUCGAGAUAAGCAAGAAGUUUUCCGAAAACUUUGGGCACCCAUCAUCACAUGAUCAAACUUCUAUGAAGGAAAAUUCUUUAUAUAACAAAAUAAUAGGAGAUAAAACUGAGAAUAAUUUCAACAUAUUGUCCAUGCUUGGUAAUAAUACUUCAAAUAAUAAGUUUUCCAAUAAUGAUACUAAUUCGACUAUUGAGAAUGUCCAUGAGCACGUAGCAAAUGCUAAUUUGUUUGUAAAUUACGAGAAAAAUAUCGAGAUGAAUGAAAAAACUAGUAAUAAUAUGACUUUUGGAAUAUUAGAUAAUAAUACCAAUCUAAAUUCUGAUAGUAUAAUUAAUAAUCAUAUACCAAAUGAAAAUAAUCAAGGAUUAAAAAAGUUAAAAAAAUUAAACUCUGAACCUUCAAUGAAUUCUUACGACGAUAAAACAAUUGAUUUGGGAAACUAUACGAAGCAAAUAAAGAAUUCUUCAAAAACACAACCGAUACGAAAAAGCACUGGAACAACUAAUAAAAUAACGAAAUAUAAAACGUCAACAAAUCUGUGUAAUUAUUCAAAUAAUAAGGGACGAAAAAAUAAUAAUAGUAGUAAUAUUGAUAACAACAUUAUAUUGAAUUGUGCGCAAAAUAUAAAAUGGCCACCAUCAAAUAAAUUAGAAGGGGCGGCAAAUCUAGCAAAUAGCACCAACAACGAUGAUUAUAAUAAUUUUUAUAAAGAAGGUACUCCCGUUUUUGAACAAUCGCUCAUUUCACAUGAAGAAUCAAAUAAUAAGCAACAUAUGUAUAACGAAAAAAUAAAUGUAAUAAGAAAAAACCAAAAAGCAUCAAAUAAUAAAUGUAAUAUUUCUAUUAAAAAUGUAACAAAUGAAAGUUUAAACAAAUAUCCAUCUAAUCAAGCAUAUUAUCAAAUUAAAAAUGUUCAUGAUAAUUAUUUUAAUGAUAAUAAUCAAACACCAAUGAAAUUGAAUACGCAUAUACCUAGCACUGAUAUAAAUGCCAGUCCAUCUUCAGCAAUAAUGUAUGAGCAUAUAAAAGGUUCAGAUAUUCCUGAUAUAGCAAAUAGAGCAGAUUUAUUAUGCAAUGGGUCUCAGCCUGGAAAUAAUGUAUCUUUAAGUAUAAUAAAUAGCAACUCAAGUAACAGCAACGGAAUUAAUAACACCAUUGGCUUGAAUGGUAGUAGUCACCAUAACAACAUAGGAGGAGUGAUUAUUGGGGGUAUGAAUUCAAGUAAUAACAACCAUAUAAUAAAUAACUUUCCCCAUAAAAGUAGCGAAGAAGGUGAUAAAUUUGUUCCAUUUUCUUAUGGAGCUUUACAAAAUAAUAAGUAUGUUUCUCCAAGCCAAGGGAAUAAUCAACUAUAUUAUAAUAAAGCACCUAUAUAUGAGUCAUCAGAUAUAGCUUCAAAUAAAAUUGGAGGAAAUAAUACAAUGAAUAGUUGUAAUUCUAGAUCUGCAGAUAUUUCAUCGAAUUAUUUAAAUUCACGACUUAUACAUUCGUUAAGCAAUAGUAAUAAUAUUAAUAAUGUUAAUUUAAAUGCUGAUAAAAAUGGAUAUCCUGCCAAUAUGAGAAAUCACAUCGGAAUAUCAAGACGCUCAUCAACAUCAGUAUUACAUUCAGGAACAAAUGAAAAUAACGAAAAUAUGAUUUUUAUGAGAUCAAGAUCACCUAGUAAUUAUCCUUCACCAUAUAAUCCUAAUAAGGGAAUAAUGCAUGAUAAUGAUAGUCCCAAAUCUUAUUAUGAUUCACAAAAAUUGCACCAACAGAUGCAACAGCAAACACAGCAACCUGCGCAGCAACAAUCCCAAGUAAGCAAUACAGAUAUAGUAAAUAAUAUGGCCAUGAAUAUUAAUAAUGGUGUAGCAAAUAACAAGGAGGAAUCGAAUAAUGAUCCCUCUAAUCUUUCUGAGGCAAAAAACAAAAAUGUUAUGUAUCAUAAUUAUCCAUUGAAUAAAUAUCCAAGCAAUAAUGUAAAAAAAUUAAGCCAAAUUAAUAAUCAAAAUGGUUCAAAUAUUCAACCUGGUUAUCACAAUAUAAAUUAUGAUCAAAUAAAUAAUAAUUAUAUACCUCAGAAUCUAAUGAAAAAUCAUAAUGAAUUAGUAUCUUCAAAUAAUGAUAAAACAAAAAUGGCUUAUUAUCCUACUCAUCCUAUUCCUAAUUAUGCAAACAUAAAUAAUGUACCAUUCGAAAAUUUAGAUAAACACCAUAUUGCUUUCCCAAAUGACUCUUUUAAUAGAAAUAUAAAUUAUCUCAAUCAAAUGAAUCUAGCAAAAAUGGAUGCUAUGUCAGAAAAAGAAAAUAUGAGUACGGGUGUAAAAAUAAAUGGAGAAAAAACACAACAUGCACAACAAUUGAUAAAAAAUAAUACCCAGCAUAAUGAUAUACAUAAUCCUAUCAUAGAAAAUAAUUUAGGGAAAUCAAAUUACCCAGUUAAUAUGAUUAACGGUGGUUCAGUAAGUAGCUUAAGUAAUGCCAUUAUUGAUGGAACUCCAAAGAAUGAUACUAAUGCUGAUACUAAUAAUCAUCAUAACUUAUCCCCUAUACCAUCAAAUUCCAUGCAACAAUCACAAAUUAAUAUCGAUCAAAAUAACAAUUAUAUACCUAAUGGGCAUGAAAGAGAUCCAGCAAGCCGUAUGCAAUUUACCACUAAGGGAUCUGCUAUCCCAGUUACAAAUCAACAAAAUAUUAAUAUAAAUAAUCAAGGUAUUAAAUAUAAUGAUGUGAAUUCACAGAAUAUAAAUCAACCAAGUAAUUUAAAUUCAUAUAUUAACCAAGUUAAUUUUAUUGUUCAAGUAUUAAAUAAGAAAAAGGCUAAUCAAAAAGAUAAUAUACCACCUAAUAUAAAUCAGCAAAAUAUGGGGAAAUAUAAUGUAGAUCAGGCAGUUGCUAAUAAUUUAAAUUUGAAGCAAGGUAAUUUUGCGAAUCCGAACUUAAGCCAGCCACAUAAUAAUAAUAAUGUUAUACAAAAUGGAAAUAAUAAUAAUAACAGUAAUAUGGGAUUAUCUGCUUAUCACACACCAUCAAAUAUAAAUUUGCAAAACAUAAAAUCGCCAAUAAAUGAUAGUAGUAUACCAACUAUGCUCAAUAUGGGUAUGAGAAAUAGUAUAUCUAAAAAUAUUAUGCCAAAUAUUCCUUCAAAUAAUGUAUUCGCUGCUAAAGAUGUGAUUCAACAGAAAAUACUACAGCAACAACAACAACAUAAAAUGCAACAAGAAUUAAUUCAUAAACCUCAUAAUGAUAAAGAUAGUCCAGUAAAUCCACAGAUACAAUUUUCUGAAGAACAAAUGCAGCACCAAAAAUUACUGCAAAAAAUGAAACAAGAACAAUUGCAAAAACCGUUACAACAAAUUCAUCCCCAUCAAAUUCAAGCACACAACAUGAAUUCGCAGCAGCAGAUGCCUAUUCACCCAAUGCAACAAAAAAUGCAAGCUCUACAAAUACAAUCUCUUCUAAAAGCACAGCAAAUGAAAAAACAAUUACAUCCAAGCCAAUUGCAGCAACAGCAGUUGCAGAAUCAGCAAAUACAACAAAAAUUACACCCACAGCAAAUUCAUCCACAACAAUUGCGCUCACCACAACUACCUCAACAACAGCUAACACUACAACAAAUGCAACAAAUGCAGCAACUGAAAAUGCAUAAUAUGCAACUCCAGAACCAUGAAAUGAAGAAACAUAUGGAGCAGUUGCAAAAAAAAAUGCCAUAUAAUCAACAAAAACUACAUCAAAUAUAUAAUUUGCAACAAAAUAUUAUAAGUAAUGAUGAAAAAAAUGAUAAAAAUAAUAUGCAUCGCCAAAUUAGUAUGGGUAUAAACCCCCAAAUUCAAAAUAUGCAUAUGCUACAAGCAAAAAAUAACGAUGAAUUAAUUUCAAAGGAAAGUUUAAAUAAUAAUUUAAAUGAAAAUCCAUUAUAUGCAGUAAAUCGAAAAUUUUCAAAUAAUCUAAAUAAAUUUAAAAAUCCUGAUAAUUUUUUUCCUCAAAAUUCCUUUCACUCAACUCCAUCAUCAAAUAAAAUGGAUGUAAAAGAUAUUAGAAAUAUAGGAAAUAAAACAAUAAUUGAAAAUAACAUUGUAUUAAACCCUUCUCAGAAAAGAACAGAUAUUCCUAAUAAUAAUAUUAACCUUAACAUUUUACCUAUUAAUAUGGCAUCAUAUAAUUCUCAAAAUAUGCAAUCCAAAAUAAACAUUAAUAAGAAUAAUAGCAAUUCACAAGAAAAUAAUAAUUGUUGA